Molecule: messenger RNA, 264 nt
Organism: Fusarium pseudograminearum CS3096
Lineage: Eukaryota; Fungi; Ascomycota; Sordariomycetes; Hypocreales; Nectriaceae
Exons: 4
Coding region: 1-264 (87 amino acids)
Cellular component (GO): mitochondrion; respiratory chain complex IV
Source: RefSeq, a predicted model, not a curated record
AUGUCGGACGACGGUCAGGAGCUUGUUACCAAGCCCUUCAAGUUUGUUACUGGCACUGAUGCUCGUUUCCCCAACAUGAACCAGACCAAGCACUGCUGGCAAAACUACGUCGAUUACCACAAGUGCAUUAUCGCCAAGGGCGAGGACUUUGCGCCCUGCCGCCAGUUCUGGCUAUCUUACCGAUCCCUCUGCCCCUCCGGCUGGUACCAGCGUUGGGAUGAGCAGCGCGAGUCCGGCAACUUCCCCGUCAAGCUCGACGCUUAA